UGGGCAGUUGUUCUUUCUGUUCUUGUGUCAGUUCAUAUAUUUACUCUCUCUCUCAAGUCGUUCCCUUUCCGCGUUGAAAUCGAAGCACAAAUUUCUCUCUUUCGUUAGCUGUCUUGCUAUUUCUCUCCCACUCUCCUUUCUGUAAUUACCCGUUUUUCGCUCCAAUCUGACCUUAUGAUCAAUCUCCAAUACCCGAAGAUUCAAGGGUUUUAAUCUUCUCCUGUUUUUUUCUGCUUGUGUUGAAGCUGGGAUUUGAAGGGUUUUAGUCGUCGUACAGUUUUGUGAAGCAGGAAAUAAACCCAGUUUGUUCAGCGGUGUUUAUGGGCCACUCUGACUUAUUGAAUUUGCUAUUCGCGGUGGGUGUCUGGUGUUCUGCAUAUAUUGUUGUUGCAGUUAUUGCGUCAUUGCGGAUCAUCUCCUGUCUUUGUCUGCUUUGAAUUAGUGAUACAACUCGAAAGCUGCCAUGGGAUAUGCACAACUAGUUAUUGGCCCUGCUGGCAGUGGAAAGGUCUGCUAUAGUUUUGCCGUUGGAGUAUUGUUUGUUUAUAUGCUCAUAACUGAAUCCAAAACCAUAACAUUCCAUUCUCAGUCAACUUACUGCUCUAGCUUGCACCAACAUUGUGAGACUGUUGGUCGAACUAUGCAUGUUGUGAAUCUUGACCCUGCUGCCGAACAUUUUGACUAUCCUAUAGCCAUGGAUAUUAGGGAGCUCAUUUCAUUGGAUGAUGUUAUGGAGGAGCUUGGACUUGGUCCUAAUGGUGGCCUUCUAUAUUGCAUGGAACAUCUUGAAGAAAAUCUAGAUGAUUGGUUGACAGAAGAGUUAGACAAUUACAUGGAUGAUGAUUAUUUAGUUUUUGACUGCCCAGGUCAGAUAGAGCUCUUUUCCCACGUUCCAGUUCUUAAAAACUUUGUGGAGCAUUUAAAGCGAAAAAAUUUCAAUGUCUGUGCCGUGUAUUUGCUUGAUUCUCAGUUCAUGACAGAUAUUACAAAGUUCAUUAGUGGCUGUAUGGCAUCUCUUUCAGCAAUGGUUCAACUUGAACUACCACAUAUUAACAUCCUCUCCAAAAUGGAUCUUGUGACUAACAAAAAGGAUAUUGAAGACUUCUUAAAUCCGGAGCCUCAAGUUCUGUUAUCAGAGUUGAACCAGCGUAUGGCUCCACAAUUUUCAAAGCUAAAUAAAGCUCUAAUUGAACUGGUGGACGAAUAUAACAUGGUCAGCUUUGUGCCACUUGACUUGAGGAAGGAAAGCAGUAUAAGAUAUGUUUUGGCUCAAAUUGACAACUGCAUUCAGUACGGUGAGGAUGCAGAUGUCAAGAUCAAGGAUUUUGAUCCAGAGGAUGAUGACUAAAAUUCCGUUUCCUUUUCAUUCAACUAUUGAGAUGAUGGGAGGGUCUUUUUUGGGGGCCUCUUCGAUACUUGUAUGUACUUCUCACCAAAAUCAAAUUAGAGUUGGAAUCUUUUGAGUUGCAACUAUAUAUAUAUAUAUAUAUAUAUAUAUAUAUGUUUUUUCUGUGUGUGGAAGUGCCGCACUUCAUUUUCCUCUCUUUUUGUUUUUGGUGAAGAUGAGUUUUACAACUUGAAAAUAGAGAAAGAAAUGGGAAGAAUUUUAGUUACUAUUUUGAUAAAGGUUGAGUUGGAUGGAUACUGAAGAAGAUGAAUAGGAGGGAAAUUAUUGUGAUCUUUAUUAUAUUGGUUUAAUAUGUGCGUGCUAUUUUUCAGUUUUUCUGUAUUUUUUUAAGAAGUUUCUGAUUUAUCAUCUGCUGUUUGCAUACCUUGAUACACUACUAUCCGAAUAGCAUCUAGAGCGGUAAAUGGUGUACCUCUUUUUGUACCCUUGUACUGGCAGAUGAUCAAGAAAUUACCUAAUCCAUACAUUUGUAACAGUCACAAUUGUAUUAUUGAAACUUAGCUUGAACAUGA
Momordica charantia (bitter melon) is the source of this 1920-nucleotide messenger RNA. RefSeq names its product P-loop containing nucleoside triphosphate hydrolases superfamily protein. The record is from RefSeq and is a predicted model, not a curated record. Gene Ontology annotation, molecular function: GTPase activity. NCBI's taxonomy places the organism in Eukaryota, Viridiplantae, Streptophyta, Magnoliopsida, Cucurbitales, Cucurbitaceae.